Molecule: messenger RNA, 891 nt
Organism: Penicillium coprophilum
Lineage: Eukaryota; Fungi; Ascomycota; Eurotiomycetes; Eurotiales; Aspergillaceae
Exons: 1
Coding region: 1-891 (296 amino acids)
Source: RefSeq, a predicted model, not a curated record
AUGUCUCAACGCUUGUCGCCGGCUAUAGAAAAACCCAUUGUGGUUUCCCGCACAGCUCGUAGUCGGUCGCCUAUUCGCUCUCCGGUACCCUUCCAACGUUUGUCGAAACCGUCAGGGAGAUCUCCCUACGGGGAUCAGCUCUACACUACGGAGCCUUCUCACCCACAGCAACGACCAGACCAUGAGGAGCGAGUAUCGGUUGGCGAUCAUUCGCCUUUUUCGAUUCCAGAGAAGGCACAUUUGGAACCUCAAACAAGUGGAACCAGGGUUAGUGGCAAAAUCCCAACUCAACCGAAAAACCACAGCGCAAGUCCAGUUCCCCUGCCGCCGUCAGGACCUUCUCAAGGACCGAGACCGCCGUCUAAUCAACAUCGCGGUCCUUCCCAUGUGUCUUUACUAUCAGCGCCGACUCGCCCUCGCCGCGGACCUGGCCCACGGGAAAAUUGGACGGGGUCUCCGCCGGUACGCCGCGGACCUGCUGCAACACCGCAGGCCCCACCAGCAGGUCCUCGUGCUUCUUUUUCAUCCCCUGUACCAGGUGGCAGUUACCGACAUCCGAAUUCCCGGCAAUCCACCGCUCCACCUGUAACUCAACCAUUGGCCCAGAGGGGUCCAAAUCACCUUACGGGGCUAUGUACCAUCAUACCAGAAGGUCGGAGUCUUCCGUCGCUUCUGGAUCCUGCUGUGGAGAAGCGGCUGUUUCAGCUUGAUGUCGAUAAAGAGAGACUCCUUGAGCAGAUCGCAGACACGCAGAGGUCCAAACGAGCGGAACUUCGAGACUGGGAUCGACUCGAUCGCGAAAGCUCAAUCUGCGCACUGAAGAGUGAGCUAGCUGAAGGCCAUCUCCAGCGAAUGGCCGAUGAAAGUAUUGGGGGCGCAAAUUUGUUCUAG